AUGGGAGGCCUCGCGCGCCUUAUAGCGAGCGGUGGCACAGUGGUGAACCACGACGGCACGUCCAAGGCGGACGUCCUAAUCCACGGCCAAACAAUCAAGGCGGUCGGCCCCGACUUGGAGGCGCCCAAAAAUGCAAAGGUCAUCGACGCCACGGGGCAGCUGGUCAUGCCCGGCGGCAUAGACCCCCACACGCACCUGGACAUGCCAUUCAUGGGCCAGGUCACGUGCGACGACUUCUUCACCGGCCACGCUGCCGCGCUGGCGGGUGGCACGACCAUGCACAUCGAUUUCGCCCUGCCCAUUGACCACGACCUCAAAAAGGGCUACGAGGCCUGGCAGGCAAGGCCCCGCUGA
Molecule: messenger RNA, 354 nt
Organism: Monoraphidium neglectum
Lineage: Eukaryota; Viridiplantae; Chlorophyta; Chlorophyceae; Sphaeropleales; Selenastraceae
Product: dihydropyrimidinase
Exons: 4
Coding region: 1-354 (117 amino acids)
Biological process (GO): pyrimidine nucleobase catabolic process
Cellular component (GO): cytosol
Molecular function (GO): dihydropyrimidinase activity
Source: RefSeq, a predicted model, not a curated record